Molecule: messenger RNA, 1706 nt
Organism: Drosophila gunungcola (fruit fly)
Lineage: Eukaryota; Metazoa; Arthropoda; Insecta; Diptera; Drosophilidae
Gene: olf186-M
Molecular function (GO): signaling receptor binding
Source: RefSeq, a predicted model, not a curated record
UUUCAGUUUUGAAGAUCACUCGCUGCGAAACGGACGCCCAGCAAAGCGUGAAGAGAAAGCUGAAACAAUAUUGAAAAUAUUUAAUAAUUCUUAACUCGAACUGCAACCAACUCGAGCUCUGUAAAUUACCCCAAUCGUGUACUCAAGACGUGAAUAAAUAUAGAAAUCAAGCAAACAAAGCUGGUCCAGAGAACAGUUACACUUCCCAUAACCAUAACCAAUAUCAAUGUCAAGCGAUCGGGAAAACACUCGAUCGUUCCAAAUCCGGGGUCAGAAGCUCCAGCUCUCCGGCUGAUUAACACUCCGCAUCUCCGCGUUGAGCGCAAAUAAAUAAACAAAAAACAAAAAACAGGCAAACACACAAAUACGGCUGAAAAUACGCGAAGAAACGCGCGGAAUAUAGAAAAACACGUUUCCACAAAAAGCGUAUAGAACAACAACAAAUUAACCAAAUAACAAAUAACACAAAUUGUUUUCGCUUUUGCUAUUGAACCACACUCCACACACACACGCAUUCGAAAUAAAAGGCCCUGAUUCUGGCCAUUACCAAAUAUGUGCAAAGGCUGAGCUUGAAGCGAGAUCGCACGAGUCGACGACUUUGGCUUGUAAUUCGAGCAGCCGUGACCACAGAAAAGUCACUUAGACACUAUAUAUUAUAUAUAUCUUAGCCAUAUACAUACAUAGCUAUGGAGCGAUCGCACAGUUGUAGUAAUUUCGAGGGGGGAGAAGGUGGGAAGGUGGUCAAGGUCGAACAGCUGGCUGGGAGCAGUGAUCACCUGCCCAGCGCCCACUUUCCGCCCAACAAACCGCUGCGCCGGCGCAGAAAACUCCAGCGGCAACAGUCUACGGUGGACACCGAUGACAUGGAAUAUGCGGCUGAUUUGGAGGAGAAUGCCGAUCCGGAGGAUGUGGAGAAUAUUGUUGCCCUGCCCCUGCGUCACAUAGCCUCCGCUACAAGUUCCCGCUGCCUGCGCCACGAGGAGUCCUUCGAAUCCUCCAGCACAGCCCCCGAAAUGAGUCCACAGGCGCAGAGACAACAGCGUUUUAGUAGUUUACUCCUACGAGAUAGCUCCGUGUCCGUGCAAUCCGACUCGAGUCGAUACUCCAGUGUGGAUAGUCUGCUGGAGGCCCGCAAACCCGAUCCCGAGGCCAUACUCAUCAACCUGGGCUUCGGACCACUCAGCUCCGAGGACAUGCUGUCCCGUAUUCCAAGGAGAUUCCUGAAACCCUCCCAAGUACCUGGAAUCGAUACCGAUGCCUUUGUGCAAAGACUGACUUUGGCCCGAUCCCUGGCCGACUCCAGUGUUCUGGGCUAUAGGGGUCUAACCGGAAAUCCCGACAUGCCGCCCUCGUCCAUUGUAGCCAGCAUCAUGAAGCGAUUCGAGGUCAAUCACCAUCGCAAGAACUCCAUGGGUUCCAUCAAGCCCACCAUACAAUAAGGCCAAUACUCCAUAAAUAAAUAUAGUCAGCCAAACAGAGGACAUUAUCGUAACGUUAAUUGUUGCCAAGCGGGGUUUUCGGUGAUCUGUGACCUGUGACCUGUGACCCGUGACUCCUGUGAUCGUCUUGUCUUGUCCAUUAGUCCUUAAAAGUGCCGCGUACUUAGCUGUGUAUUCUGUAUUAUUGUACCAAUCCAUUUAUUAUUAUUUUUGUCAACUAUUGUAAACUCUUUUUGAGUAUGAAUUAAAGAUGAUAUUUUAUGUUAA